CGACGGUUGGUCGGCUCCCGGGCUCUACGAUUGGUUCGCUCUCUUUCUCCCGUAGCGAAUCCGUUUCAUUUUUCAUUCGCGCUCAAUGCGUCCGCUACUGCGACGCGUUGUGGGUUGUGACAGCCCGUUGUCUAUGGGAGUGUUUGCUCGUAUUGAAUUUGUGACAAAAUAUUACAUGUACAGUGAAUUACGAGAAAUUAUUUCAUUUCUCGCAUGACAGUGAAUAAAAUAAGCGUUUAAAUAUGGCGUUGGAGGGUGUGAAAAGUGAAAAAAGUGAGGAAAACAACGGCAACGUACCAGACGGCAAGGCGAACGGGAUCGACAACAAAAGUAAACAGAUAGAACCAAACACAGCAUUCUUGCGAGCGGCGCGCGCCGGUCAGCUCGACACAGUUGUCGAUCUUCUAGACUCCGGCGCCGUCAAAGACAUAAACACAUGCAAUUCGAACGGGCUGAAUGCGCUUCACCUGGCUGCUAAAGAUGGACACAUCUCCGUAGUCGAGGAGUUACUAAAGAGAGGCGCAACAGUAGACGCAGCUACUAAAAAAGGUAACACAGCACUCCACAUAGCAUGUCUCGCGGGGCAAGAAUCAGUGGCACGGGCGCUGCUGGCGGCGGGGGCAAAGGCCGACGCCCAGUCAGCGGCCGGCUUCACUCCACUGUACAUGGCGGCACAGGAGAACCAUGCAGGAUGCGUCAAAAUGCUAUUGGCGGCUGGAGCCAGUCAGACCUUAGCUACAGAGGACGGCUUCACCCCUCUGGCAGUCGCAAUGCAACAAGGCCACGACCGAGUAGUCGCAGAACUAUUGGAAUCAGACACCAGGGGCAAGGUUCGAUUACCAGCGCUGCACAUUGCCGCUAAGAAGAAUGAUGUUAAAGCAGCUACACUGUUGCUUGAGAACGAACACAACCCAGACGCCUGUUCGAAGUCAGGCUUCACCCCACUGCACAUAGCGGCGCACUAUGGCAACGUUGGAGUUGCGCGUGCGCUGCUGUCGGCCGGCGCAGACGCAGGCCGCGCCGCCAAACACAACAUCACCCCUCUACACGUCGCCAGCAAAUGGGGACAGUUGGCUAUGCUCGAUUUGCUUGUGGAAAAUGGAGCUAACAUAGCGGCGGUAACGCGGGACGGACUGACCCCGCUACACUGCGCGGCGCGCUCCGGACAUAGCAAUGUCGUGGCGAGAUUACUGCAACAUGGCGCACCCAUUACUAGCAAGACUAAGAACGGUUUGACCCCUCUCCACAUGUCCGUACAAGGCGAACACGUGGAGACGGCCAAAGUUUUGCUGGCAGAGGGCGCUCCCAUCGAUGACGUCACUGUUGACUACCUGACUGCAUUACAUGUCGCUGCACAUUGUGGACACGUUAAGGUCGCAAAACUCCUUCUAGACCGGAAUGCAGACGCGAAUGCUCGAGCACUGAACGGGUUUACUCCAUUACACAUUGCUUGCAAGAAGAACAGGCUCAAAGUCGUCGAGCUGCUACUCAAAUAUGGCGCUAGUAAAUCAGCGACCACAGAGUCAGGAUUGACACCGCUCCACGUGGCUUCCUUCAUGGGUUGUAUGAACAUAGCCCUUGUACUCAUCGGCGCGGGCGCACCUGCGGAUGCGGCGACGGCGCGCGGCGAGACACCCCUACAUCUAGCUGCGCGGGCGCAUCAAACUGAUCUCGUCAGGGUUUUACUUAGGAAUAAUGCUAAGGUGGACGCGCGCGCCCGCGAGGAGCAGAGCCCGCUGCACGUGGCGGCGCGCCUGGGCCACGCCGACAUCGCCGCGCUACUGCUGCAACACGGCGCCGACGUCUCCGCCACCACCAAGGACAAGUACACGCCGCUACACAUCGCCGCCAAGGAGGGCAAAGAAGAAGUAGCAUCAAUACUAUUGGAGAACGGAGCAGCGAUAGAAGCGGAAACUCGCAAGGGAUUCACUCCACUGCACCUGGCGGCCAAGUACGGAGACACGGGCGUGGCGCGACUGCUACUGGCGCAGGGCGCCGCCCCCGACGCCCCGGGCCGCUCACACAUCACUCCGCUACACAUGGCCACUUACUAUGGACACCCUGAUAUUGCGUUGUUGUUACUUGACAAAGGAGCGUCUCCACAUUCGCUGGCGAAGAAUGGCCACUCCGCUCUACACAUCGCCUGCCGCCAUAACCAUCCGGAUAUUGCUUUCGCAUUACUUGAACAUGAUGCGGAUCCCAGCGUGAAAUCGAAGGCUGGCUUCACUCCGUUGCACAUGGCGGCACAGGAGGGCCAUGAGGAUUGCGUAGAGAUGCUCAUCGAAAGAGGAGCUGAUGUCAACGUACCUGCUAAUAAUGGUCUGACCCCGGUGCACCUGGCGGCGUCGGAGGGCCGCACGGGCGUGCUGAAGGCGCUGCUGUCGGCGGGCGGGCAGGUGAGCGCCCGCAGCCGCGACGGGUACACGCCGCUGCACGCCGCCGCGCACCACGGCCACCACGCCGCCGCCAAGACCCUGCUCGCCGCCAAUGCUGACGUCACCGCCAGGGCCGCGCACGGGUUCACGCCUCUCCACCAGGCGGCACAGCAGGGCCACACGCUCAUCAUACAGCUGCUGCUCAAACAUAAUGCUGACCCUAACGCUCUAUCCGCUAAUGGACAAACGGCGUGUGCUAUAGCUGACCGUUUGGGCUACAUUAGCGCUGUAGAAGCGUUGCGGCCUGUCACUGAAAACACUCUCAGCCAAGCUGUUGGAGAUACCGGUGGCUUAGAAGGCAAAUACAGAGUAGCAGCACCCGAAUUAAUGCAGGAUACAUUCAUGAGCGACUCAGAGGACGAAGGAGGCGAGGUAGAGUGCCCGAUCCAACAGCAGCAACAAUACCGCUACAUGAACAGUGAGGCGGGUACGCUGCACCGGGCCAAGCCGCUCGAGGACACUGUCACCGAUGGACAUCUCUGGCCCAGCAACAAUGACAGGAAGGUCGCCACCAUCGACAGACAACCACUGGACAUUGGUUUUCUGGUCUCGUUUGUGGUGGAUGCGCGAGGUGGUGCGAUGAAGGCAAAGCGACGUGGUGGCGUGCGCAUCAUAGUACCACCAGCCGCCUGCGCAGCCCCUACCCGUGUCACCUGCAGGGCUGCCACCCGGCGAGCCCCGGCCGCAGCCCCGCCACCACUUAUGGAGGGCGAAGCCCUAGCUUCAAGGUUGCUUGAGCUACAACCACAGGGCGCUAAGUUCUUGGCUCCAGUGGUGAUCGAAGUACCAAUAUACACAUCGUCGUGCCGCGAGCGCGAGAUUGUCAUAUUGAGAUCUGACACCGGCGAGACAUGGCAAGAUCACUACCUACACAACAACGACAACCCACUGAUACAGGAGGCUUUACAACGCGAGAGACAGGAGUACGGUGGCAACGAGACAAUAGGGGAGAGUGGGGAGCGAGUGACGCGCAUCAUCACGUGCGACUUCCCCCACUACCUCGCCUGCGUGUCGCGCGUGCGGCAGGAGGUACACGUCAUCGGGCCCGAGGGAGGAACCAUCUCCAGCGCGCAUAUACCACAAGUCCAAGCUCAGUUCCCGGCGGCGGCGCUAACGAAGCGCAUCCGCGUGGGUCUGCAGGCGCAGGCGGCGGGCGCGGCGCAGUGUCGCCGCCUGUUGCCGCGCCACGCCGCCGUGUCGCCCGUCCUCACCGUCGAGCCGCGACGACGCAAGUUCCAUCGCUCCAUCACGCUCACUGCGCCCCUGCCGGCUUUGCCCGACAGUACGGAGAAACCGUCGACGUCGAACCUGCGCUUGCUAUGCUCCAUAAUGGGAGGGCAGGCACGCGCCGUGUGGGAGGACGUGACGGGGUCCACGCCCCUCACUGUCACAGACGAUUGCGCAUCUUUCACCACUACUGUAUCCGCCAGAUUCUGGAUGAUGAACUGUCAAAACGUCAGCGAUGCUACCAAACUGGCCACUGAACUAUACAGAGAGAUGCUCCUAGUCCCGUUCGACGUGCGUAUAGUGGUGCUAGGCAAGCGUCUGGACGCGCUGGAGGGCCGACUCCUCGUCAUGACCAUCACUGACAGAUACGCCUACGAGACCCUUCUGCAGCAGGAACACUACACAGAAGUAGCCCACUCAACAUCAGUUCGGUUCCUGGACGGCAAGGACGUGUACCUGGAGUUCUCUGGCAACCUUGUCCCAGUCACCAAGUCUGGCAGUCAACCCAUGCUGACCUUCGAGGCGUUCAAAGACAACCGCGUGGAGUUCACCGUGCGCGUCAAACAUCACGAGGAGAAUCCAUCAGGCAGGAUCUACUUCAUGAAUGAACCUAAGGUCCCCAAAGGCGAGCAGUCGCAGACCCCCGCCUGCGUAUUGGACGUGGAACUGCCGGAGCGUAUUGCACCGCGCGCUGGCAAGAGCCAAGUGGACUACCUCAACUUGGACCAAUCUGGUUUCGACGCGCUGAAGGAUGAGCUGAGCUUCCACUGGAGCGGCGACCACAACAACAGCCUGGGACCUGCCUCCCUGCCGUACUCCCAUGACAAGCAACUCAAUGGACAUGACAAGAUCAUUACCAAUGGCGACGUUAAAUAUCAAACGAAGGAAACUGAUGAUAACAAAGAUUCUAAACCUCAAGUCAAUGGCGGUGCUCUUCACGUUGACUCAAACAAGGCUAAAGCAACAUUCGAUUCAGACGAAGACAAGACCCCAAUGAACACCCUUGAGAAAGGCAAAAAGAAGCCAGAAGGAGGCGUUGGAUUCCUCGGUGGCCUCGCAGACAAAGUCAAAAAUGUCUUCAGCCAUAGCGAGGACAAAGAAGAUGAAAAAGAAACCUCUCCCAAACCACAACCCAAGCCUAGAGAAUCCAAAGAAAGGGACUCCAAGGAAAGAGAUUCUAAGGAAAAAGAAAAGUCACCACCACCAAAACCUGCUCCCAGACUUAUCAGCGAAGAUCUGUUAGGUAAAAUCGACGAUGUGUUCAAAGACUUAAAAACUGCACCCAACCAGAAAGUAGAUGAGGAUGUUAACAAUCAAGUUUACGCAACGAAACUCGUUGUAGAUGAAGAAAACUCAAAACCCAUCGAAGAUAAUCUCUACGAACAGUAUGAGCGCAUGCAACCCGUUGAAACACCAGUCUGCACCCAGAAAACGGAUCCGUUCCAAUUCUACGUCGGAUGCUGCGAAGGAAAAUAUAAGAAGGGCCAGAAACAUCGCCAUGACGAGACAUCCAAUGUCGUCGACAGGAUAGAACAAGCACACUUCGCUGCUCAUGAGAAACUCCAUGAUGUCUCUGAUCAAAUACAUGGUGAUCUCGCAGAAGGCUUAUGCAUAGUCGAAGAUGAAAAGGAUAAAAUUAAACACAAAGCUGGUGAUGCAGCCAAUGAUCUACUCGGUGAUUUUGAGAAAGCUAAAUCUGGUGCUCAGGAUAAAUUACACGAACUAGAAGAUGGUGCUCGCGCUAAGCUUACCGAUAUAUCGGAAUCUGCAGAGAAAAUUAAAGCAGACGGAUGGAAUAAGGCUGAUGAUUUGAAGAAUAACAUCUCUUCUGACGUUGAAGACGCUAAGUCUUCAGCUAAAGACCUUGUUGAUAACGUUAUCCAUCAAGCUGGCGUUGUUAAGGAUGAUAUCAACAGUAAAGCAAUGAUGCUCAACUUCAUUGCUAUGGAAAAGGCCGAAGAAACGAAGCUCCGUGAAGGUGAGAAACUUGCUCAAGUAGGAAAGGCAGCUGAAGGUGCUGCCAACAAUCUUAAGAACAAAGCACAAGAUGGCGCCAAUGCAGUCUCAGAAGCUGUCCAUGACGCUAAAGAUGCUAUCAGUAGUAAAGCUCAGGAUGUUAAAUCAGGAGCUAAGGAAUCAUUAGACAAUGCGAAGGCAUCUGCAAAUGAAAAGCUCCAGUCUAUGGGCGACUCUUUAGAAGGAGCCAAGGAGAAAUCAAAGAAGGAGCUAAAGAAAGAGGCAAAAGAAGCCAAAAAGAAGGCGAAGGAAGGCAAAAACUUCUUCACCGGUCUGGUUCACAAUAUCUUCGGAGAAAAAGAAAAACUCGAAGAAGAAGUAAAAGGUAAAAUCGCUGAAGGCAAAGAAUCCGCCAGCCAAGCCUUGGAUAAAGCUGCAGCGAAAAAAGAUGAGCUUCAAGACGCUGUCGCUAAGAAACAAGAUGAACUUAAAGAAGGAGCUGAACAACUAGCGCAUAGUGUAGAUGAAAAGAAGAAGCAAGCCGAGCAAGCUGCACAUGACAAAAAAACUGAAAUUGAGAAAUCAAUUCAAGAUAAGGCGGCUGAAACAAAGCAGGCCGUUGAGUCAAAAACUGGCGAAAUAAAGGCAUCCGUCGAAGGUAAAGUCGAUGAGGUAAAAGGCGCCAUUCACGACACGGCAGCAGCUGCCCAAGAAAAGGCUAGCGAAACCAAAGAUGCCAUCAAGAAUAAAGCCAAUGAAGUUGGUGCUGCCAUCAAUGAAACUGCUUCUGAAGUAGGACAAGCUAUUCAUGAUAAAACAGCCGAAGCCAAAGACGCUGUGGCUGACAAAUCAAAGCAAGUCAAAGAUUCUAUCCAAGAAACUGCUGCUGAUGUAGGGCAUACCAUUCAGGACAAAACUGUCAGUUUUAAAGAAUCCGUGGCAGAUGAGGCAUCAAAACUAGGAGAUGCUAUCCACGAAAAAACAAGCCAAGCUAAAGAAAAGGCCAGUGAAGUAGGACAUGCAAUUAACGACGAAGCAAACAAAUUCGGACAAACAUUACAGGAAAAAACUUCAGAAGCUAAGGAGAAGGCAAAUGAAUUUGGUCAGGCGAUACAAGACAAAACUGCUGAGGCGAAGGAUAAGGCCAGCGAGAUUGGACAUUCAGUACAAGAUGGUGCUAAUAAAGUAGGACAAGCAGUUCAAGGCAAAGCCAGCGAAGCCAAGGACAAAGCGAAUGAAUUUGGUAAUGCUAUCCAUGACACGUUCACUGGUUUCGGAAGCGCAGUACAUGAAACGGCUAGUAAUGUAGGCAACAACAUUCACGACACAGCAAACAAUGUCGGACAUGCGAUCCACGAUAAGACAUCAGAAGCCAAGGACGCCGUUCACGAUAAAGCUGGAGAAAUAAGUCACGAAGUUCACGAGAAAUCCCACGGUUUCGGAGAAGCUAUUAAGGACACGUUCAGUGGAAUCGGUCAUGCUAUCAGUGAAACAUUCAGCUUUGGACAUGAUAAGGCGGAAGAAGCAGCGGAUUCAGCUAAAGAUAAAGCUUCAGAAAUGAAAUCAUCAGUUGAAAGUACAGCCAGUGAUCUGAAAGACGCAGUCCACGACAAAGCCAGCGAAGCAUCAAAAGCAGUUCACGAUAAAACAGCAGCUGUAGGCGGCGCGAUACAGAGCAAAACCGACGAAUUCGGACAGGCGUUCCAUGGCAAGAAAGAUGCAGCGAAAAGUGAAUUGGACAGGAUAAGGCAUGAAGCUGAACUGACGACAGAACAAAUCAGUAAAUCAGCAGAAGAUGCAAUAAAUGCAGCAUCAAACAAAAAAGGAGAAAUACAAACUAGUCUAAGCAAUAAGUUCGACGAAGUCAAACAUUCAGGACAAGAAGAAUUCGAAUUCUUACAACAAUCGGCUGCUGACAAAGCGAGCGACCUACACAGGUCGUCCAAACAGGCAUUCGAUCACGCUAAAGACUCAACCUUGAGUACUUUCGAUAAGGUCGAAAGUUCGGCGAAGGAUAAAGUGAGCGAGGCCAAGGACAAGUGGGAUGAGAUGCAGAGCUCGACCAGAGACACGUUCGCCUCCAUGAGGGAUGACGUUCACAGCCUGGGCAGCUCUGCUGAAGACACUCUUCAUUCCUUCCAAAGUUCAGCUGGUAAUACCUUCGACAGUCUUGAUGAUUCAGCUAAGUUAGUCCUGUCAGAUACGCAACAACACGUUGAAGAGAGUUCGAAACAGUUGUUCGGUGACGUAAAGGGUGGUUUUGAGGGUUUCCAAGUAUCAGCUGAUAAUAAGCUUGAGGAGAUCAAGGGAGCAGGCAAGGAGGGAGUAGAGGCUGUUGGUGAUAGACUGGGAGAGGUCGCGGAGGGAGUCAGAGGGGCUGAGCAAGCUGCUGCAGAGGCGGUAGCGAGAGAAGCUGACAACUUUACGAGCAGUCUGAACAAUUUGGGCAGUUCUGUCUUCGGUUCUUCAGGCAAAGGAUUUAUGAAGGAUUCGACCACCAAGUUACUGGAGUCUGAAAAGUCACAAAGUUCCCCACACAAGAAGAGUUCAGGCUUCUUCGCAAAACUCCGGCGUAAUCCAUGAAGAAAUCCUCAAUGAAGCAAUGCACCGCGUCUAUUAACACUAAAAAUUUAUCAGUAAUGCUAAAUAUAUAAAAAAUACAGAGGGAACACUCACUAAGAA
Molecule: messenger RNA, 8300 nt
Organism: Spodoptera exigua (beet armyworm)
Lineage: Eukaryota; Metazoa; Arthropoda; Insecta; Lepidoptera; Noctuidae
Source: the annotation of a GenBank genome assembly